AGAGCAACCUGGUCCUCCUAGCCUCACAGCCACUCAGAAAAACCUACCUACCCAUUAGUGCCUUUCUUCUCACAGUCUCAUCAGCCUCCAGCAAGAAAACAUGGGCAGACAGAAGGCGUACUUAAACAAACUCUCCAGGUUCUUCCAGAUCCGCAACCUGCUGCUUCGCCAGGCCCUGGCAGAGUGUCUCGGCACCCUCAUCCUUGUGAUGUUUGGCUGUGGUGCUGUGGCCCAGCUGGUGUUGAGCGGUGGUUCCCAUGGCAUGUUCCUCACAGUCAACUUUGCCUUCGGCUUCGCUGCCAUGCUUGGCAUCCUGAUCUGUGGCCAGAUAUCAGGUGGCCAUCUGAACCCUGCAGUGACCUUUGCCCUGUGCUUGCUCGGAAGAGAGCGCUGGAGAAAGUUCCCCAUGUACUUCCUCUUUCAGACGAUUGGUGCUUUUUUCGGUGCCGCCAUCAUUUUCGGCAUGUACUAUGAUGCCCUGUGGGACCAUCCUGGAUGUUUCAAUGUGACUGGGCCUAAAGCCACAGCUGGCAUCUUUGCUACCUACCCUGGAAAACAUCUCACCCUAGUCAAUGGCUUCUUUGAUCAGAUAAUCGGCACAGCAGCGCUGAUUGUGUGUAUCCUGGCUAUUGUGGAUCCAUACAACAACCCCAUCCCCCAAGGGCUGGAGGCCUUCACUGUGGGAUUUGUGGUUCUGGCCAUUGGACUGUCCAUGGGCUUUAACUCUGGCUAUGCUGUCAAUCCUGCCAGAGACCUCGGUCCCCGUCUGUUCACUGCCAUGGCUGGGUGGGGCAGCGACGUUUUCACGGUUAGAAAGGGCUGGUUCCUGGUGCCCGUUUUUGCCCCAUUCCUUGGUGCCCUCAUCGGUGUGAUAAUCUACCAGCUGAUGGUUGGCUUCCACACGGAGGGAGAAGUGCGUGACAACAAAAGCAGUGAGGAGGAGAAUGUCAGACUCACCAAUGUCGCCGCCAACGACAAACCCAAAGACACUUCCAAAGAAAUGCACUGAGUGUGUUAGAGAGCCACACACACAUAUGUGCACACUCUGUAAAUACCGACACACACCAGCAUUUUUCCUUCCAGCCACAACUGUUUUCUCCAAACCAUCUUUACAGCUGUUGAGGAAUCUCCCAAGAUAGUUGUGUGUUUGUGAAAAACGGGUCACUGUCUUUACAUUAUCAUAUAAUUGUAUUAUAUUUUAGAGGAACGAUUGUGUGUGAGCGUGGAGGCGAGAAACACAACUUCAGAAACACAGAAUUACAUUAAUUCUUUUAGGAGAUCAACGUUUGGAUUUUAGUGUCUCCAGUUUGAACAGUAUUGUAUGCUUAACACCAGUGUAGUUUUAUAUAACUUUUUUAUAUAAUUUUACAUAGUGGAUGUAUUUAAUCAAAUGUACAUCUUUCCCUGCCAAUUACUAUGCAGUCCAGAACCUUUCACUGUUAACAUUUGAAUCAGGGAAAUUGUUGGGGAAAUUAAAAUUUUAAACUCCAACCUAAAAACCAAAUAUUUAAGAAUAUUGUACAUUUUAAGUACAGUGAGUGAAAUGAUGCCAUAUAUGUAGACUACGUCGACUCUGUUUAGAGCUGACACAUGGUGGUGAAGCAAAAUCCUUCCCACAACAUUCCUCUCAUUACCAUGGCUAUCUAAAAGCAGCUAUGUUAAAGCUGCUGUCUUUUUAUAGACACUCUCUUUGUCCUGCUAAAGUCUUAACCAGUAAAAAAAUUUGUAAUAUGUCAUCAGCUCUCAAACUUAAACAUUUACCCUUUGUAUGAACUAAAAAUUAACAGAAGAGUCAUUGUAGCCGUUUAGUUUAAUGCUUGAAAAUAUCAGAUAUAUGUUGAAUAAUGACAAUGUACAGCACAAUAUUAACUAUCUCUCUUAUAGUUGUUAUUUAGUUUAUGUCUAUUAUUGUUUUUGUGUCUUGUGCUGGACUUUGAGCACCUUGGUGGAUUGUAUGUAGGUUGAGGGCAAAUGCUUUUGUAUUGAUACAAUAAAGUUCUGUUUUGAUUGAUGCAUAA
Plectropomus leopardus (leopard coralgrouper) is the source of this 2018-nucleotide messenger RNA. Its product is annotated as aquaporin-3-like. Gene Ontology annotation, biological process: glycerol transmembrane transport; water transport. Gene Ontology annotation, molecular function: water channel activity; glycerol channel activity; urea transmembrane transporter activity. Gene Ontology annotation, cellular component: basolateral plasma membrane; plasma membrane. The record is from RefSeq and is a predicted model, not a curated record. NCBI's taxonomy places the organism in Eukaryota, Metazoa, Chordata, Actinopteri, Perciformes, Serranidae.